This is a messenger RNA of Sphaeroforma arctica JP610, 531 nucleotides long. RefSeq lists its product as hypothetical. The record is from RefSeq and is a predicted model, not a curated record. Bases 1 to 531 code for a protein of 176 amino acids. The transcript has 2 exons. NCBI's taxonomy places the organism in Eukaryota, Ichthyosporea, Ichthyophonida.
AUGGAAUAUACACAAACUUCUUGUGGGAAGAGUGAUCUGUAUUCGAAAGCUCCUGCAACCCCAUUGAAAGGUUCAAAUUUGGCGGGAAACCCCAAAGCUCUGGCCAAGACUAAUUCCAAAGCUCUGGCCAAGACUAAUUCUGAAGCUCUCGCCAAGACUAAUCGUCAGGAUUCGGCGCUUGACGAAGUGUCACUGCAAUGUGCGCAUACCGACCACCAAGAAGAUUCAGAACGGAGAGACUCAGCAUUCGAUGAGGUGUACAGAGCUAAGCCGGGCGAUAAGUCCCUGGACACGAACACCAUUAAGGAACUGCCCAACGGAGACAACCACACACAAGCGGGAAUAAACGACACAAACGGGGCAAUAAACGACACAGCACACGGGGGGGGAAGCGAAGAGGAUGACAUAAGCGACACACCCGCAGCACGCCGUGCCUCUACGAAGCCCACAAACACGACGGAGGAACUAGAGCUGCAGGUGAGGGAAGCUUUUGGUUUGUAUUUGGGACGUGAAAGAGCAUGUCUGUGUUAA